AUUUAGUGUGACCCCAACACCCCAACCCAAAUUCUUAAACAAAAUAAAAAUUGAAGAAUAAUUUUGACUGUCAUUUUGUUUUCUUGCCGGCAAGAUGAAGAGCACCACCCAGAUUUUGGCCAAGCUCCGGGAGCUGAUGCAGCGCGUCAAGGUGGGGGACACCACCAGCUGCGUGGCGGCGUACAUAGUGCCCUCGGACGACGCCCACCAGUCCGAGUACCAGUGCGCCCACGACGAGAGGCGAGCCUUUGUCAGCGGAUUCGACGGAUCCGCGGGCACGGCCGUCAUCACCACCGAUUCCGCCCUGCUGUGGACCGACGGGCGGUACUACCAGCAGGCCGAGAAGCAGCUGGACGAGAACUGGGUGCUGAUGAAGGACGGCCUGACCACCACCCCGUCGAUCGGGGCUUGGCUGGCCAAGAACCUGCCCAAGGGCUCCGCGGUGGGAGUGGAUCCCCGCCUGCUCUCGCUGCGGGCCUGGAAGCCCAUCGAAACGGAGCUCACCUCUUCGGAGUGCCAGCUGGUGCCGAUCGAGAACAACCUGAUCGACGAGGUCUGGGGCGAGGAUCAGCCCAAGCAGACCAGCAACAAAAUCAUCAACCUCAAGCUGGAGCAUGCUGGCAUCCCGGUGGCCAAGAAGUGGGAGGUGGUCAAGAAGCAGUUCCAGGAGAAGAACGUCGAGGCCCUGGUGGUGAGUGCUCUGGACGAGAUUGCCUGGUUCCUGAACCUGCGCGGCUCGGACAUCGACUUCAAUCCCGUCUUCUUCUCCUAUCUGAUUGUGACCAACGACGAGCUGCUGCUCUUCGUGGACUCCGCCAAGCUGCCCUCGGACUUUGCCCAGCACCAGGCGGAGAAUGGGGUCAAGAUAAGCGUCUUCCCCUACGCCUCCAUUGGAUUGGAGAUAAGCAAGAUUGUGGCCGCCAAGGAGUCCAAGAUCUGGAUAGCCCCCACCAGCAGCUACUACCUGUCCGCGUUGAUUCCCAAGUCGCGUCGCCUGCAGGAGGUCACCCCCAUCUGUGUCCUGAAGUCCAUUAAAAACGACGUGGAGAUCGAGGGCUUCAUCAACAGCCACAUCCGCGACGGAGUGGCCCUGUGCCAGUACUUCGCCUGGCUGGAGAACCAAAUCAAGCUGGGCAAGGAGGUGGACGAGAUCUCCGGCUCCGACCAGCUGGAGGCCUUCCGCCGGUCCAAGGACAAGUACAUGGGCCUGAGCUUCACGACAAUCAGUGCCUCUGGCCCCAACGGCUCCAUCAUCCACUACCAUCCCCGCGAGGACACGAAGCGCAAGAUUACGGACCAGGAGGUCUACUUGUGCGACUCGGGGGCCCAGUACCUGGACGGCACCACGGAUGUGACGAGGACCCUGCACUUCGGCGAGCCCACGGACUUCCAGAAGGAGGCCUACACCCGGGUCCUGAAGGGUCAGCUCAACUUUGGCGCCACCAUCUUCCCGGCCAAGGUCAAGGGCCAGGUUCUGGACACGCUGGCGCGCAAAGCCCUCUGGGAUGUGGGUCUGGACUACGGACACGGCACGGGCCACGGAGUCGGCCACUUUCUGAACGUCCACGAAGGCCCCAUGGGCGUGGGCAUCCGCCUCAUGCCCGACGACCCCGGCCUACAGGCCAACAUGUUCAUCUCGAACGAGCCUGGCUUCUACCAGGACGGAGAGUUCGGCAUCCGUGUGGAGGACAUUGUGCAGAUUGUGCCCGCCCAGGCGCCGCACAACUUUGCCAACCGGGGAGCCCUGACCUUCAAGACCAUCACCAUGUGCCCCAAGCAGACGAAGAUGAUCAAGAAGGAGCUGCUGAACGACGUGGAGAUCAAGCAGCUGAACAACUACCACCAGCAGGUGUGGGACACGCUCUCCCCGAUCCUGCGCCGCGAGGGGGACGACUUCACCCUGGCCUGGCUCAAGAAGGAGGUGCAGCCGAUCUAGGCGAGGAUUCGAGGAGGAUUCUAUCCUGAUUUUUAAUAUGUAAUCACCGUAUCAUGCAUGUUUGCCACACAACUAAUCCUUUUUUUAAUCCUAAAUCCUUAAUCUUAAAAAACAAAGUAACUUUUUUAUAAAAAAUAUAAAUGUGCAACUUUUUUAAGCAAUUCUGCUUCUCCUGCAUUUAGAAUUUAAAUUUUAAAUUCUGACAAUAAGUAUUUAAAGUUUUGAUGAAUAAAUAAAAAUAUGAAACUAAAA
This is a messenger RNA of Drosophila bipectinata, 2188 nucleotides long. It is a transcript of the gene ApepP, whose product is annotated as Aminopeptidase P. The record is from RefSeq and is a predicted model, not a curated record. NCBI's taxonomy places the organism in Eukaryota, Metazoa, Arthropoda, Insecta, Diptera, Drosophilidae. Gene Ontology annotation, molecular function: metalloaminopeptidase activity.